Messenger RNA from Periophthalmus magnuspinnatus, 1634 nucleotides. RefSeq names its product dihydrodiol dehydrogenase, tandem duplicate 1 (gene dhdh.1). Bases 349 to 1353 code for a protein of 334 amino acids. The transcript has 7 exons. NCBI's taxonomy places the organism in Eukaryota, Metazoa, Chordata, Actinopteri, Gobiiformes, Gobiidae. Gene Ontology annotation, molecular function: nucleotide binding. The record is from RefSeq and is a predicted model, not a curated record.
CACAUUAACAUAGCAUCAUACAGCGGUUACAGAUUAAUAGAGACAACUAGUACAAACCACUUUAGUCUGGACUGAAAAGCAUCGUAUCAGCUUCAACUGCACAGCGGGGAGUGUGUAUGUGUUUAUGUGUUGAGUUGCACCCUUUACCUCGGGGUGGGAGCAGAGGGAAGGUGACACGUCUCCUGAAUAUAAAUGUAGCAGAAGUUAUGCUCCGAGCGAUGACAGUGUACACUAUACUCGCCCAGGAACGUGCAACCUUUUCCCAAGGUCACAGCUCGCCGCCGGGCCCGGAUCUCUACCAAAGCAGCAGCAGCACCCUCUCAUUUGUCACUCGCCAUCCAAUUUAACAUGGCAACUCGAUGGGGACUGUGCGGUGCGGGGAAGAUCAGCCACGACUUCAGUGUGGCCAUGAAGACUCUGCCUCCCGGAGACCACCAGAUAGCAGUUGUUGCCUCACGAAGCUUAGAGCGUGCCCAAGAAUUUGCGAAGAAACAUGGCAUUCCGAAAGCUUAUGGCAGCUACGAAGAGCUGGCCAUCGAUCCAGACAUAGACAUUGUUUACAUAGGAGUUCUUCAUACACAGCACUGGAAAGUUGGUCUGCUCUUCCUCAAAGCUGGCAAAAAUGUGCUAUGUGAGAAACCCUUUGCCAUGAAUAGUAGACAAGUGCAAGACCUGGUCGCAGAAGCUAAACGAAGCAAUGUGUUUCUUAUGGAGGCGAUCUGGUCCCGUUGUUUCCCCGUGCAUGCUGAGGUGCGCAGACUGCUGGCAGAGGAGGCGGUCGGGGAGGUGAAGCUGGUCAAAGCCUAUUUCGGCUCCCCUCAGCUGCACAUCCCCCGGUCUGUAGAGAAGGAGCUGGGAGGAGGAGCUCUGUUAGACAUUGGAGUGUACUGCCUGCAGUUUGUCCUGAUGGUGUUCAGAGGAGAGAGGCCACUGUCCAUACAGGCCAGUGGUGUGCUGUUAGACUCAGGAGUGGAUGAGUCAGUGGUAGUUGCACUGAAGUUUUCCAGGAACAGAAUGGCCUUCUGUGCAUUUUCAAUUUCUGCCCAUCUUCCAAAUGAUGCUGUUAUCUGUGGCACAGAGGGCUCCAUUAAAGUCCUUGGGCCUAUGCACUGUCCUACCACACUGGUGGUCAAUGACAAAGAGACUGAAUACCCUCUGCCUGAGCCCUGCCUGCCCAUGAAUUUCACCAACAGCACUGGGCUGCGCUAUGAGGCUCAGGAAGUCAGACAGUGUCUCCUUAAAGGACUGAAGGAGAGCCCAUUGAUGCCACUGGCAGAGUCUGUUCUACUGACGGAAAUCAUGGAUGAAAUCAGGAAGCAGGUGGGAGUCGUCUUCAGCCAGGACAACCAAUGACAGCACAGCAGAGCCAAACUGUUUCACCUGAUUUAAAGCCACUGAAAUGGAACAGAAUUGGCACAGUUUAAAUAUUUGGUUUGAGCAGAUGAGAGACAGAGCUCAAUGUGUUAGUGAACCAGGUGCUACAUGAUGCACACUGGAUGAAACAGAGGAUGACAAUAUACAGAUGCAACCUUGUGUAUUAUAAUUACACCAGGAAACAGUUCUUUGGUAGAAAGUGAAACACACAUUUAAUCAGUGGACUACAGUAACAGGUAAAGAAAUGAUGAUUUUUUUUU